AAAGUUCCCAAAGCGUCAAGAGAAAAAUAAAAAGAAAUAUUUAAAAAUCUGCGACACUCUUCCACCCCCAACCCCUCUCAUAACCUCGAUCGCACCCAAACCCCCUCAGCCCCCCAAAAUCCACCCCCAUCCCCCGCGCAUUUUACUGAAGAAGAAGAUGGAACACGGUGACGAAAUUGGCGGAGAACAUCAGGAGAAACAUGAUGAUGAGGGAAGACACGAUGACGAGUAUCCGGUGCAGGAAGCUGCUGCUCGUCUCGAGGAAUUUAAGAAAUCCGUUGAAGCAAAGAUGGCGCUGCGGCAGAGUAAUUUGAACCCUGACAGGCCUGACUCAGGCUUUCUCAGGACGUUGGAUUCUAGCAUCAAGCGCAACACAGCAGUCAUUAAAAAAUUAAAGCAGAUCAAUGAAGAGCAGAGAGAAGGUUUAAUGGAUGAAUUGCGCAGUGUCAAUUUAAGCAAGUUUGUCAGUGAAGCAGUAACCGCAAUCUGUGAUGCAAAGCUUAAAUCUGCUGACAUACAAUCUGCUGUACAGAUUUGUUCUUUGCUCCAUCAAAGGUACAAGGACUUCUCGCCCAGUCUUGUUCAAGGUCUCUUAAAGGUCUUUGCACCUGGAAAAUCUGCAGAGGAUUUAGACGCAGACAAAAAUUCAAGGGCCAUGAAGAAGCGGAGUACUUUGAAGCUCCUUUUGGAACUUUACUUUGUUGGUGUUGUAGAAGAUAGUGGCAUCUUUGUAAAUAUCAUUAAGGAUCUAACAAGCACCGAGCAUCUGAAAGAUCGUGAUGCAACCCAGGCAAAUUUGUCUCUUCUUGCUAGUUUUGCUCGGCAAGGAAGGUUUCUUCUGGGUCUUCCACUAACUGACCAAGAUAUUCUUGAAGAGUUUAUGAAGGGUCUUAAUAUUACACCAGACCAGAAAAAAUUCUUCCGCAAAGCAUUUCAAACUUACUACGAUACUGCUGUGGAACUUCUUCAGGCUGAACAUGCUUCACUUCGCCAAAUGGAGCAUGAAAAUGCAAAGAUUUUGAAUGCCAAAGGUGAAUUAAGCGAGGAAAAUGCCUCUUCAUACGAAAAGCUGCGGAAAUCACAUGACAAUCUAAGUCGUGGCGUCUCCUCUUUAGCGGAAGCACUUGAUAUGCAACCUCCUGUGAUGCCAGAGGAUGGUCAUACAACCAGAGUCACAUCAGGAGAGGAUGUUUUAUCUCCUGUUGCAGGAAAAGAUUCUUCUGCACUUGAAGCCCUAUGGGAUGAUGAAGACACUAGAGCUUUCUACGAAUGCCUUCCAGACCUUAGAGCAUUUGUUCCUGCAGUGUUGCUGGGAGAGGCAGAACCAAAGUUGACUGAGCAAUCUUCAAAGACACAGGAACUACCAAUUGAUACGGCUCCUGAAUCUGACAAAGGUCAGGUAGCUACACAAGAAAGUCCCGAGGUUUCUUCUGAUUCUGGAAUUGUACUGGAAGAUAAAGAUGGCAAAGAUAAGGAUAAAGAAGAAAAGGACAAAGAGAAGGGAAAAGAGAAGGAUGCUGAAAGAAGAGUAGAAGGUGAAAAGGAUCGAACUAAAGGUCUUGAUGGAACAAAUCUUGAAGGUUUGCUGCAUAGGCUUCCCAGCUGUGUGAGCCGUGACCUGAUUGACCAGUUGACUGUAGAGUUUUGCUAUUUGAAUUCAAAGUCCAAUAGGAAGAAGCUUGUGAGGGCUUUGUUCAAUGUUCCAAGGACAUCUCUGGAGCUGUUGCCAUACUAUUCACGCAUGGUUGCUACGCUGUCUACUUGUAUGAAAGAUGUAUCAACCAUGCUCUUACAGUUGUUGGAAGAAGAAUUCAACACUUUAACAAAUAAGAAGGAUCAAAUGAAUAUUGAGACAAAAAUCAGGAACAUCCGGUUUAUUGGAGAACUAUGCAAGUUUAAGAUUGCUCCAGCUGGCCUUGUUUUUAGCUGUCUAAAGGCUUGUUUGGAUGAUUUUACCCAUCAUAACAUUGAUGUUGCUUGCAAUCUCCUGGAGACAUGUGGUCGCUUUCUUUACCGGUCUCCUGAGACCACUGUGCGCAUGUCGAAUAUGUUAGAGAUACUGAUGCGUUUGAAAAAUGUAAAAAAUUUGGAUCCCCGUCAGAGUACCUUAGUGGAAAAUGCUUAUUACUUGUGUAAACCACCAGAAAGAUCGGCUCGAGUCUCUAAAGUUCGUCCUCCUCUGCAUCAGUAUAUUAGGAAACUACUUUUCUCGGAUCUUGAUAAGUCUUCGAUCGAACAUGUGCUGCGACAGUUACGUAAGCUACCUUGGAACGAAUGCCAGCCAUACCUUUUGAAGUGUUUUUUGAAGGUUCACAAGGGCAAAUAUGGUCAAAUUCAUUUGAUUGCAUCACUCACUGCUGGUCUGAGUCGAUAUCAUGAUGACUUUGCAGUUGCUGUUGUUGAUGAGGUAUUGGAGGAAAUUAGACUGGGAUUAGAGCUGAAUGAGUAUGGGAUGCAGCAACAGCGCAUUGCAUACAUGCGUUUCUUAGGGGAACUGUACAAUUAUGAACUCGUAGAUUCAUCUGUUAUUUUUGAUACACUCUAUCUGAUUCUUGCUUUUGGCCAUGGGACUACAGAGCAAGAUAUAUUGGAUCCUCCAGAGGACUGUUUCCGAAUCAGAAUGGUUGUCACACUUCUUGAGACGUGUGGGCAUUAUUUUGAUAGAGGUUCAUCAAAGAGGAAGCUCGAUCGGUUCUUGAUUCAUUUCCAAAGAUACAUCCUGAGCAAAGGUGCCCUUCCCCUGGAUAUUGAAUUUGAUCUGCAGGAUUUAUUUGUUGAACUGAGACCAAACAUGAUUAGAUAUUCAUCCUUUGAGGAGGUUAACGCUGCUCUAGUUGAACUUGAGGAGCUUGAGCGCAGGGUUUCAACAGAAAAGGCUCAGAAUGAGAAGGACUCCGAAAAACCUCCUAGCAGGGCAAAUUCUGGCUCUGGCUCUGUAUCUGUGAAUGGACAAAGUUUUGCAAAUGGCACUGAGGAAAAUGGUGAACCGCAUGAAGAUGUUGGGGCGACCGAUAGUGACUCUGGUAGUGGAACCACUGAGCACAUUGAUCAUGAUGACGAAGAAACGGAUGGAGACAAUCAAGAUGAGGGCUGUGAAAGUGAAGAUGAUUAUGAUGAUGGAGGUGAUCCUGCUUCUGAUGAAGACGAUGAGGUACAUGUUAGGCAGAGGGUGGCAGAGGUAGACCCACAGGAGGCAGCUGAUUUUGACCGAGAACUGCGGGCUCUCAUGCAGGAAAGCUUGGAUUCAAGAAAGUUGGAGUUGCGCUCACGCCCAACAAUAAAUAUGAUGAUACCAAUGAAUGUGUUCGAGGGCACUGCCAAGGAACACCAUGGAAGAGGGACUGAAGGUGAAAGUGGAGACGAGACAACAGAUGAAAGCUCUGGAGGAACCAAGGAAAUCCGGGUGAAGGUACUUGUAAAACGUGGCAACAAACAACAGACAAAGCAGAUGUAUAUUCCUCGUGAUUGCUCUCUGGUUCAGAGCACAAAACAGAAAGAAGCAGCUGAGCUUGAAGAAAAACAAGACAUAAAGCGGCUUGUCCUAGAAUACAACGAUAGAGAAGAGGAGGAACUCAAUGGAGGGACUCAACCACUAAACUGGACUCAAAGUGGCGGCAGGGUUACCAACAGGGGGCAUACAUGGGAUGGACACAAUAGGAGUGGUGGAUCACGUCAUCGGCAUAUUUAUCAUUCUGGUGCAGGGGUUUACUAUGGCAGGAGAAGAUAAUUCCUCUGCAAGUAAAAAGAUGAAUGGCAAUAGAAAUUGAAGUCAGCUAAGUUCUAUCCCUCAGUAGAGGGUUUACUACGCAGGAGAAGAUAUUUCCUCCCACAAGCAGAUUGCAGGAAAGCAGAAGUGUGGCCACCGUUCUACUUGGCUAGCUAUUUUUGGCUGAAGAAUUGCUCAUCGAGCUUAUGGUCCUACGAUGCUUGGACGUAUCUUGUGUUCAUAUUGUUAAUAGGUGAUAAGAUAUGAAAAUCACCAUUGGCAUCGAGGGGUUGCUUCUGAAUGAGAGGUGUGAAUAUGGUUUGUGUAAAAGCAAUAUGCUAGUGGUUAUCUAUGUUUGGCAUUUGUAGCUGCCCGAUGUCAGCUGUCCUACUUGGGUGGGUUAUUUGAAGAAAUGUAGCUUUGUAGCCGGGAGACAACUGAACGUCCUAUUUUAUUUGAAGAAAUGUAGCUUUGUAGCUGGGAGACAACUGAAUGUCCUUCAUAUGUUAAUACAUAAAUGCAUUGCUGGUUUCAGAAGAAUCAGAACUCUUGCAUGCAUAUGCCUUAUCAAGCAACUCUGUUCGUUCCUGUUGAGCUGCUGAAUUUGAAUGAUUUCCACUGUUCUAACAAAUGUACAACUUUUAUAGUA
Sesamum indicum (sesame) is the source of this 4355-nucleotide messenger RNA. RefSeq names its product regulator of nonsense transcripts UPF2. NCBI's taxonomy places the organism in Eukaryota, Viridiplantae, Streptophyta, Magnoliopsida, Lamiales, Pedaliaceae. The record is from RefSeq and is a predicted model, not a curated record. Gene Ontology annotation, biological process: nuclear-transcribed mRNA catabolic process, nonsense-mediated decay. Gene Ontology annotation, cellular component: exon-exon junction complex; cytoplasm. Gene Ontology annotation, molecular function: RNA binding; protein binding.